This is a messenger RNA of Pantherophis guttatus, 901 nucleotides long. The record is from RefSeq and is a predicted model, not a curated record. Lineage: Eukaryota; Metazoa; Chordata; Lepidosauria; Squamata; Colubridae.
AUGGAACUUCUACGUUCGGACAGCUCAGUAGAAGACAACAUUUCCUCUGAAAAUGCCACCAACGUAACAUCUACUGCAAUGUACACUGAGUUUCUAGUCCGGCACCUCCACCUUUAUACCAAAGAUAUUCACUUCAGACGGCAUCAAGGGCGACACCCUGAUCAACUUUGGCCUAAGGUGGGACUAGACAUUUACCACUUCCUCUUGGCCUGCGAGUCCUUCUGGGAGACCAUAGCCAGUGAUUACACGGACCAGAACUGGGAAGAGAUGCAGCGAUGGCUGAAGAAGGAGCCGGGAGUUUUUGACCAGACCCCCAUCGUGAAAUACAUCUCCAAGUCCUUCCGGGAGAUCAUAGCCAGUGAUUACUCUCUCCAGAACUGGGAGGAGAUGCAGCGAUGGCUGAAGAAGGAGCCGGGGGCUUUCGACUGGACCCCCAUUGUGAAAUACGUCUGUGAGCUGGAGGGAGACAGGGAAAAAUGGCCAGAGAAGGAAGAGAAACUCCGAAGAUCCAUCAAGCAGUACCUGAAAUGCGACGUGACCCAACCCAACCCUUUGGCCCCGCUGGUUCUUCCUUCUGCAGAUUGUCUGCUUUCCACUCUGUGCUUUGAUGGGUCUUGCAAGGACAUCCCCACCUACCGAUCGGCCUUCAGGAACAUCAGUUCCCUUCUGAAACCAGGGGGGCACCUUCUCUUUCAUUCAACGGUUGAGAAUAAUUAUUAUAUGGUGGACCAACACAGGUUCUCUGCCCUCUACUUGGAGAAAGGGAUGGUCAAAGAGGCAGUGAGACAGGCUGGCUUUGUCAUUAAGUGGAUUGAGGAGACCAGGAACACCCUUCCCCCUUCUCUAGUUGAUGGGAAGGUGAGAUGUGUCCUUCUUGCUGAGAAAUGUAGCACGUGAAAUA